CACAACCCCGCCAUAGCACAUAGCACAUGACUGAACUUGACCUCUUCUCAGCAACGCCCAGCUUCGACAACCGUGCCAGGAAGACCGGAUCUGGGAUAUCUGAUGGCGACUUUUCAAUAAGAAUCUUGAAACUCUGACAGCCCGUGCAGGUCAGCCGCCACCAUGGCCUCCAACGCGACGGCCACACUCACGUCGCUCCUCCGUGGCUCGACGAUUGAGGACCACGAAGAAGUGCUCAAGGCUGCCAAUGCCGUCCUCAAAUCCUCCAAAAUCAAUCCCGAGGCUCUUCACACUCGAGUUGUGGCACUCCUAAAGUUGGACCGCUUCAACGACGCCCUCCGAGCGCUCGACGAUGGGGGAGACAAACUUGCGGAAACCUGUGUGCUGGAGAAGGCGUAUGCGUUAUACAAGACGGGGCAGCUAGCAGAAGCCGAGAAACUUGUGCAAGGAGCGAACACACGCGGUCUGAAGCAUGUCGCCGCCCAAGUGGCUUAUCGCGCAGAGAAAUUCGAGGAUGCCGCAAGAUUAUACAAGGAGCUGAGUUCAGGAGCUAUGGCAAUAGAAGGGGAAGAAAACGAUUUAAGAAUCAACAGUUCGGCGGCAGAUGCGCAGUUGGAGUGGCAGGGAAACGGCGACAAGGUGGAAACGAGCAGGAAGAAGCCAUCCCGCGAGGAUCUCGAAGCAUUUGAGACUUCCUACAAUGCUGCUUGCGGGUGUAUUGCAAGAGGAGACUUGGGUGCUGGAAGUGUGUUGCUGAAGAGAGCUAGAGACUUAUGCGAGGCGCUUGAUGAGCUAAGUGACGAGGAAAAGAGAGCUGAAGUUCUGCCGAUCAUGGUUCAACAGGCGUUUGUUUUCACGAAGCUGGGCAAGCUGGAAGAAGCGGAAGUUCUGCAGAAGAUGAUAAACAUUGCUGAUGUCCCUGAGCCACCGUCCCGAGUCAUUGCGCAAAACAAUGCAUUGGCAGCCACGACCCAUACCGAUAACCCGUUCAUGACCCAACGCAUCUUCGAUUCAGUCCCCAACUUAUCUCACACCGAAAAACAUUUUGAGCAUCAAGCGAGCAUACUACAGCGCAAUAGAUACACCAUCGACCUACAAGCACAGAAAUAUCCGGGAGUCUCAAAAUCUACUUCUUCGGCCAUCUUAAAAUCGCCUUCCCCCACGAUUUCGCCAUAUAUCAGCUCACUGUCAGUUCUCAAUGCUGCAGCACAUGCAAAGAGUGAGACGGGAAAAGCGAGUUUAAAGUCAAUUUUGCCCCUUUUAGAGAAACGCCCAAACGACGUUGGCCUAAUACUCGUUGUCGUUCAGCUCUAUCUCCUAAUCAACAAUCCUGGUCCUGCCAUAAGUCUUCUAGAAACCUUCUUCAGGCGCCUAGAAGAGUCAACCACUCCAGCAGACCAAGAUGUACGCUACGCUCCCGGACUCGUAGCACUCAUCAUCUCUCUCUACCGCUUAUCCGGACGGAAAUCGCCCAUAAAAACAGAGUUUAGAAAAGCUGCUUCCUACUGGCGCAAGAAAUCGAAACCAUCUCUCUCCCUCCUCCGCGCAGCAGGCACCUCGCUUCUAGAAUCUUCCAACCCUGAAGAACUCUCUGCGGCAGGUGAGAUCUUCUCCAGCCUACGUUCCCAAGACCCGAACGACCGCACUGCGAUUGCUGGCUACGUCGCCUCCUAUGCCACAUCCGACUUUUCAAAAGUAUCCUUCAACCUAGACAAACUAACACCUAUCUCUCGUCUCAUAUCUGGCAUCGAUGCCGCAGCUCUCGAAGAGGCGGGGGUCCCUACUCUCCCUGCACCUUCCGCUCUUACCAGCAAGAAACGCAGUCUAGAUGAAAAGGAUAAAGAGAAGCCGGUACCAGUUAAGAAGAAGAAGAUUAGCAAGUCGAAGAUGCCCAAGGACUUCGAAGAAGGGAAAAGGAUGGAUCCAGAGAGGUGGCUGCCGUUGAGAGAUAGGAGCACGUAUCGGCCGAAAGGCAAGAAAGGGAAGAAGAAGGCGAUGGAGAUGACGCAAGGUGGUGUGGUGAAGGAAGAAGAGAGCUUAGAGUUAGCGGGUGGUGCAGGGACGGUUAAGGUUGAGAAGGCAGGUGGGCCGGGUGGAGCGGGCAAGGCGAAGAAGAAGAAGGGGAAGAAGUAAAUGCCAUGAUUCUGAGCGUAGUGAGAGCAUAGCAUGUAAAUUGAAGAGCUACGACGUUUGAGCAAAAGAGUUCCGAACACUAUUCAACCAUCUCAAACCUUGUUCACGGGAACAUGAGUUGGUGCAACAAACGUCUGUUCCGUCAUUCACAAUCUACCGCCAAUCUCAAUGUACCAGAACUUUUGGAACAUUGAGUAGAUGUGCAAUAAAAGUCUUUCGAUCAUAGGAUUCACUCGAAGACCUUGACCUAGAAUUGGUAAUGAAUCAAGUUGAG
Molecule: messenger RNA, 2407 nt
Organism: Hyaloscypha bicolor E
Lineage: Eukaryota; Fungi; Ascomycota; Leotiomycetes; Helotiales; Hyaloscyphaceae
Exons: 2
Coding region: 163-2133 (656 amino acids)
Biological process (GO): SRP-dependent cotranslational protein targeting to membrane
Cellular component (GO): signal recognition particle, endoplasmic reticulum targeting
Molecular function (GO): protein binding; 7S RNA binding; ribosome binding
Source: RefSeq, a predicted model, not a curated record